Messenger RNA from Propithecus coquereli (Coquerel's sifaka), 567 nucleotides. RefSeq names its product tachykinin 3 (gene TAC3). The transcript is spliced from 6 exons. The coding region runs from base 184 to 567 and encodes 127 amino acids. Lineage: Eukaryota; Metazoa; Chordata; Mammalia; Primates; Indriidae. Gene Ontology annotation, biological process: positive regulation of blood pressure; tachykinin receptor signaling pathway. The record is from RefSeq and is a predicted model, not a curated record.
CUUUAUCAGGGAGCUGGGACUGAGUUCCUGCCACCUCCCCAGAUCCCCUCCACUCUGUGUCUCUCCUCGCAGCAGCAGCAGCAGCGGCAGCACUAGUGUGUGGGGAGCAGGCAGUGCUACCAGUCGGCUCCCUGAUCCUGCCAGACCGCCCAGCCCUGGGCACAGAGCUGCUCCACAGGCACCAUGAGGAGCGCCCUGCUGUUUGCAGCCAUCCUGGCCCUCAGCCUGGCUCAGAGCUUUGGGGCUGUUUGUGAGGAGUCACAGGAGCAGGUGGUGCCCAGCGGGGGCCACAGCAAGAAGGACUCGAGUCUCUACCAGCUGCCCCCGUCGUCCUUGCUCCGGAGACUCUACGACAGCCGCUCAGUCUCUCUGGAGGGAUUGCUCAAAGUGCUGAGCAAGGCUAGCCUUGAUCCUAAGGAAUCAUCCCUUCCCCAGAAACGUGACAUGCAUGACUUCUUUGUGGGACUUAUGGGCAAGAGGAACAUGCAGCCAGAUACUCCUACUGAUGUGAAUCAAAAGAACAUCCCCAGCUUUGGCACCCUCAAGUAUUCUCCUGAUGCAGAAUGA